Messenger RNA from Linum tenue, 1957 nucleotides. The record is from the annotation of a GenBank genome assembly. Lineage: Eukaryota; Viridiplantae; Streptophyta; Magnoliopsida; Malpighiales; Linaceae.
AGAAAAGGAGAAAAAAAGAAGGAAAAAGAAACCAGAAGCGAGGAGGAGCUGGGAAAAUUGAGAAGAAGAGAAUACGGAGGAGGAAAGCGAUUCCGGUUAUAAAAGUUGGUUUUUAAUUUUCCACCAAAAUUUCUUUCUUUUCCCCUUCCACCAUGAUUAAAUGGCCAUAGGGCCUCUGCUGCUUCAACAACACCACCACCACCAAUUCGUAUUCCUCCGCCAUACCUGCGGCGUCUCCCCUCUUUUCUUCUCCUCCGCCUCUUGCCUCCUCCCGGUCGCCUUCCUGCGCCGAUUGGCCUCUUCUGCCUCCUCCGCAACCGCCGCCGCCGCUGCUUCCGUCUUCUCUCCACGCAAGUCCAAACCUAACCACCAUCUACAUCAACAGCGACCGAAGCAGAAACCGCAAUCCCAGCCGCUGCCUUCCCCACCGCCGCUGCUCUACCACCGGUUGAGGUCAUUAGCACCCACACCCGACACGCUGGCUCAGAAGAUCGGGAAAUCGAUUCGGCGCCCUGGUGCGCCUUCUAAGGCUAGGGUUUAUCCCGAUGUUAACGUUAUCCGGCCUAAGGAGUACUGGGACUAUGAGACGCUUACCGUUCUGUGGGGGGAACAAGAUGAUUACGAGGUGGUGAGGAAGGUUGGCAGAGGAAAAUACAGUGAGGUUUUUGAAGGUGUUCAUUGCACUGAUAAUGAAAAAUGUAUCAUUAAGAUACUUAAGCCUGUUAAGAAGAAGAAGAUCAAGAGGGAGAUAAAAAUCCUGCAGAAUCUAUGCGGAGGGCCUAACAUAGUGAAGUUGCUUGAUAUUGUUAGAGAUCAGCAAUCGAAGACACCAAGUCUUAUAUUUGAAUAUGUGAAUAACACUGAUUUCAAAGUACUUUAUCCAACACUUCAGGACUAUGAUAUUCGAUACUACAUCUACGAACUUUUGAAGGCACUUGAUUAUUGCCAUUCACAAGGUAUUAUGCAUCGUGAUGUCAAGCCCCACAAUGUAAUGAUUGAUCAUGAGCAGAGGAAACUCCGUCUCAUAGAUUGGGGCCUUGCAGAGUUCUAUCAUCCUGGGAAAGAAUACAAUGUUCGUGUUGCUUCAAGGUACUUCAAAGGCCCUGAGCUUCUUGUUGAUUUGCAAGACUAUGACUACUCUUUGGAUUUGUGGAGUCUUGGUUGUAUGUUUGCUGGAAUGAUAUUCCGUAAGGAGCCAUUCUUCUACGGUCAUGAUAAUUAUGAUCAACUGGUCAAAAUAGCAAAGGUAAGAGUGAAAGAAGAAGAAAAAAAAAAACAUAGCAGGGACAGCCUUUUAUUAUGUCCUGUUCGGUGGGUUUUGGUUGUGGGGAAGCAUGGCCGGAAACCAUGGAUGAAAUUCAUCAACUCUGAGAACCAGCAUUUGGCAGUUCCUGAGGCAAUCGACUUUGUAGACAAAUUGUUGCGGUAUGACCACCAAGAGAGACCAACUGCAAAAGAAGCGAUGGCACACCCGUAUUUCUACCCAAUUCGAAAUGCGGAAAGCAGUAGAAGUCGAUCUUAGGCUUCGUCGAUGUUUCCUCUUUCGCAGAGUAUGCAGUCGACAAAAUUUGGCCGGCAGCAUGAACUCGGUAUGAAGGGAGUCACGAAUGUAAUUUGAGCUUUUUCUUUUUCCCGACAAUGUGUUUUGUUUUCAUUGUUUGUGGCGUUGAGCUUUUACUACCCUUCUUUCCCCAGUUGUGAUUUCCCAACCCCCUUUCAAUUCUAAAUCUUUAACAUUUAUGUUUGGUUUGACUGACAACUCCAUUUCUUUGAAUUUGCAACAAAUGUUUUUGUAAUUGCUGGUGCCAGGAAUCCUUGUGGCUGCACUGCUGAUUUCCUUGUCGUUUAGAUUUGAUUUUAGGUUUUCUUUGUGUUUUUUGUUUUAUGAAUGAAUAUGGUUGUACUUUUGUACCACAAACCAUUUCGAAAUUAAUCAAAAUGUUUGAAGAGAGUGAAU